Hyposmocoma kahamanoa is the source of this 1936-nucleotide messenger RNA. Its product is annotated as gastrula zinc finger protein XlCGF26.1-like. Gene Ontology annotation, biological process: regulation of transcription by RNA polymerase II. The coding region runs from base 10 to 1383 and encodes 457 amino acids. Gene Ontology annotation, molecular function: DNA-binding transcription activator activity, RNA polymerase II-specific; RNA polymerase II cis-regulatory region sequence-specific DNA binding. The record is from RefSeq and is a predicted model, not a curated record. Gene Ontology annotation, cellular component: nucleus. Lineage: Eukaryota; Metazoa; Arthropoda; Insecta; Lepidoptera; Cosmopterigidae. The transcript has a single exon.
GAUUUCGUUAUGGGUAUAAGACAAGCUCAAGGUGUAUUAAAUAGUUUACUUUUGAUUCAAGACAUUAAAAAGGAGGUCGACACGUUUUCGAACGAUGGAGAUUCCAUGUAUGAUGUAAAUGAUGAAAUUAAGGAUGAAGAUGUAAGUGUUAAAAUUAAAAUAGAAAGCGAAAAGCAUAAUGAACAAUCUAGUAGCAAAAAAGUGCUGAAACAAUUAAAAAAUGUGUCUAAAAACUUUUCUGUGGACAAUAUACCUCUUUCUCAAUUAAAAUUAACUUGGAAAGACUAUGAUUGGACAUGUGCCAUAUGCGGUACACAAUUCCCUACAAUCGACGAGUUGGUGUCCCAUUCUAUUGCAUAUCACAAGUGUUGUAAUGCAUUCCGAUGUACAGACUGUAACAUCCGUAAACUAAGACUCCAAGGUUUCCUAAAACACGUAAAACAACAUAGGAAAUAUUUAAGACUAUCCUGUUUUAAGUGUUUUUCUAAAUUUUCGAGUACUAGAGAUACUAAUACACAUGCUAUGAAGCAUAUUAAUAGUGAAAACGUAUGUCCGGGAUGCAAUUCAACUUUUGAAGUGUCAAAAUUGUUGGAAGACCAUACAAAAACGUACUACCAAGCUAAAAGGUCACGUUUCAAUCCCAUAAUGCAGAAGAUGUCAGACAAUCUCACUUGUGUGCUAUGUAAAAAGACAUUUAAGAAUAAAAGCAGUUUAAACACCCAUUUACUAAUACAUACAGACCGUAAACGUGAUCAUACUUGUGAGAAAUGCGGAAAAUGUUUCUUAAGCAAACAAAAUUUAGCUGGACAUAUUAUGACAUUACAUGACAAUGUACGUCCAUAUCCAUGUGAAAUAUGCAAGGCUGCUUUCAAAACCCAAUCUCAAUUAAGAAAUCAUGUUGGUGUUCAUGAUAAUAAGAAACCAUUUGCCUGUGAAAUAUGUGGAAGAUGUUUCCGACUCCAAAAGCAAUUAAUCUCCCAUAGCAUCAUUCACACAGACUCCUUACCAUACAUUUGUUCUUUCUGCAGCAAGAGAUUCCGUUUUAAAACAAUACUGAAUCAACAUUUACGCCAACAUACUGGAAUACGCCCAUAUUCAUGUGAUACUUGUCAAAGAGAUUUCACGAAUUGGCCAAAUUAUAAUAAACACAUGAAAAGAAAGCAUGGCACAGAUAUGGCAAAGAAAAAACAUACUCCAGAAGGUUUAUAUCCCAUUGAUCCCAAUACUGGUGAAGUUGUAAUUCAACCAGAGUCUGAUAAUCUAUUGGAGUGGAAGAAAGAAAUGAUGAAACAAAGAAGGCCUGGACGACCUGGACGUACAGCAAAUGUUAAUGAAAAGAAAUCUGAUUUGGGACUAAAACAAGAUGACCAUGAUUUAAAGUGACAAAAAAGUAACUAGUAAAUGUCAAUAAGACGAACUGUGGCAUGUUAUAUUGUAACUUUGAGCGUCACAAUUUGUGGAAUAUUCAUUUGUUAAUGAUACAUCAAAAGCAGUGAUGAGAGGAUAAAAAAAAUGAGUGAAGAAACACAAUGACACAUUCCUUCAAUCCUAGUGGUCUCAAACAAGUGUCUAUUAGCCAUUGCUCCACCUCUCACCAACUGAGCUACAGAUUAAUUUAGCAGAUCUAACAAAUUUCUCAUUGGCUUUAAAUUACUUUUUUGCCAUAUGUCACCUAUGAGAAACUUACGCAAGUUUCUUAUAUGAAUAUCACGGUAGUAGAGACAUCAUGAUAUUCAAUAAAAUUACUUUUUAUCAAAAAAUAAGUUUUUAUUCAUGUUAUAAAGUAAUAUACUUAGAUAACUUUUCAAAACAUUAUAUUGUGAAAGUUAUUGCUCGUUGUGGAACUUGAAUUAUAAGUAUAUGUUAUUUUUUGUUAAUUAUUAAUUUAUAACGAACCAACGACGUUGGCACACGCAAUAAUAUAUUUUACGAAUUA